Oncorhynchus nerka (sockeye salmon) is the source of this 3393-nucleotide messenger RNA. RefSeq names its product TSEN2 tRNA splicing endonuclease subunit (gene tsen2). Lineage: Eukaryota; Metazoa; Chordata; Actinopteri; Salmoniformes; Salmonidae. Gene Ontology annotation, cellular component: tRNA-intron endonuclease complex. Gene Ontology annotation, biological process: tRNA-type intron splice site recognition and cleavage; tRNA splicing, via endonucleolytic cleavage and ligation. The transcript has 11 exons. The coding region runs from base 159 to 1601 and encodes 480 amino acids. Gene Ontology annotation, molecular function: nucleic acid binding; tRNA-intron lyase activity. The record is from RefSeq and is a predicted model, not a curated record.
AAGUGUAAUGUACCAGCGCGUUCCAACGGAAGGGAUUCGUGAAACACUCAUUGAAUAGCGUGUGUUCACAUUGCCGCUUGUUCUAGUAAUGUAGCGCAUCCAUACAAGAGGAGAAGCAAAUAACAUAUGUGUUGUCAGAUACGUCCAUACUUAACGCCAUGACGGAUGCGGUGUUCCAGGCACCCAAACGGCGGCCAAGAGUGUUUGAGGCGUACGACGCCCCGUUUCCUGUCCCUCUUGCUGCGGUGGGUGCGAGGCUGCAGCAGACCCUAAUCUACAGAGCAGAUAUGGUCAACCAGCAUGUCGUUGUCAGGGACCCUGAACACAUACAAGCUCUCUACGGCAAGGGUUACUUUGGUAAAGGCAUCUUAUCAAGAAGCAGACCAGACCACAGUAUCUCACACCAAUGGGAAAAGUUUGGUGAGAGAGUUCUACCCGUCAUUUCCCUGUUCAAGUACCAGAAGCAUUUGAGCUGGGCACAGGACGUACUCCUAGCACAAGGAUUGGAAGAGGAGGUUGUCAAUCAGAUACUGCAGAGACUUUGUCAGCCAAUGGAGCCAGGGCUCAGAGAGGAAAAUGGGAAUGAUGACUGCCCAGCCAGCCCUCACAGGAGUGAGGAAACAGGGUCAGGGGCAGGUAACCCCCAAGACCUGGCCUCAGAGCAGGCAGGGACAGUGGGACAGCAGGGCCAGGCAUCAGCCUCCUGGAGCCCAGAGGAUCAGGGGGAGCAGGACAGUCAGUGUCCCCAGGCUAAGAGGCCUAGGAGUCAAGUAGACGGAGGGUUCGACCCACUGUCUGAGCUGUACCCCCAGGAGCCACAGCAGAUAGACCCAGCGGCCCUGUCUACGGUCCGGUGCCCCAGGCAUGAUGACUGGCUGGUUGACUGUGGCUGUCGCCUGGAGGACAGCGUGCUGGAGACCCUCACCCUGCAGAGAGACAGACAGACAGAGGCAGGCCGACAGGGGGCAGACCGUGGGUAUGAGUAUGUACUGGUGAUGGCAGAGGAGAAUACUGUUAAGCAGGGCAGAGCAGGGCCAGGGAUGACAGCGAGGAGAGUGUGUAGAGUCAACCCCUUCAGACUGCUAGAGUACCUUCAACUGACUCUGGAGGAGGCUUUCUUCUUGGUCUAUGCAUUAGGAUGCCUUUCAGUUUACUACAAUGAGGAGCCAUUGUCGGUGCUCCAGCUGUGGGAGAUGUUCCGGUCGGUUCAGCCCCACUUUGAGACGUCAUACAUGGCCUACCAUUACUUCCGCAGCAGGGGGUGGGUGCCCAAGCCUGGGGUGAAGUACGGGACUGACCUCAUGCUUUACCGAAAAGGACCACCUUUCUACCAUGCAAGUUACUCUGUGGUGGUGGAAAAGGUAGACCAGCCGGGUAGGGGAGGGGCUCUCCGUCCGUUCAGCUGGAGGUCUCUGGCUGCUCUCAGCAGGAUUACCGGCAACGUUUCCAAGGACUUGAUGCUGUGCUACGUCAUCUACCCAUCUCACCUGACAGAGGAACAUCUCUCCUCUCCAGACUGUCUCUGCAUGGUCACAGUUCAGGAGAUUAUUUUAAGCAGAUGGAUAUCAUCACGAGAGCGGACAGAGGCGGACGACAUAUGACUUCUUUUUUUUUUUUGUCUGCUGUGUAAAUAUACAGCUCCUUCAGACAGUAUUCACACCCUUUGACUUUUUCCACAUUUUGUUGUUACAGCCUGAACUUAAAAUGGAUAACAUUUCGAUGUUGUGUCCCUGGCCUUAACACAAUGCCCCAUAACGUCAAAGUUAUAUUAUGUAUUUAGAAAUGUAUAUAUAUUUUUAUAAAAAUUUAAACUGAAAUGUCUUGAGUCGGUAAGUAUUUAACCCCUUUCUUAUGGCAAUCCUAAAUCGUUUCAGAAGUACACAUUUUGCUUAACAGGUCACAUAAGUUGCAUGGACUCACUCUGUGUGCAAUCAUAGUGUUUAACAUGAUUUUUGAAUGACUACGUCAUCUCUGUACCCCACAUAUAAUUAUCUGUAAGGUCCCUCAGUGGAGCAGUGAAUUUCAGAUUCAACCACAAAGACGAGGGAGGUUUUUCAAUGCCUCGCAAAGAAGGGCGCUUAUUGGUAGAUGGGUAAUAAAAAAUAAAAUAAAAAACAGACAUUGAAUAUCCCUUUGAGCAUGGUGAAGUUAUACACCCAGUCACUACAAAGAUACAGGCGUCCUUCCUAAGUCAGUUGCCGGAGAAGAAAGAAACCGCUCAGGGAUUUCACCAUGAGGCCAAUGGGGACUUUAAAACUGUUUAAUGGCUGUUUGGGGCAAGUCCAACACAACACAUCACUGAGUACUACUCUUCAUAUGUUCAAGCAUGGUAUGGGCUGCAUCAUGUUAUGGGUAUGCUUGCCAUCGGCAAGGACCAGGGAGUUUUCUAAGGAAAAAAUAAACAAUAGAGCUAAGUACAGGCAACAUCCUAGAGGAAAACCUGGUUCAGUCUGCUUUCUAACAGAUACUGAGAGACAAAUUCACCUUUCAGCAGGACAAUAACCUAAAAAGGACCAAUAUACACUGGAGUUGCUUACCAAGACGACAUUGAAUGUUCUUGAGUGGCCUAGUUACAGUUUUGACUUAAAUCGGCUUGACAAUCUAUGGCAAUGAUCAACAACAAACUUGACACAGCUUGAAGAAUUCUAAGAAGAAUAUUGUGCAAAUAUCGUAACUAUCCAGGUGUGCAAAGCUCUUAGACUUACCCAGAAAGACUCACAGCUGUAAUCGCUCUUAGAGACUUACCCAGGAAGACUCACAGCUGUAAUCGCUCUUAGAGACUUACCCAGGAAGACUCACAGCUGUAAUUGCUGCCAAUGGUGAUUCUAACGUAUUGACUCAGGGAGCUGAAUACUUAAGUAAAUGAGAUUUCAGAAUUUCAUUUUCAAUAAAUUGGCAAAAAUGUCUAAACAUGUUUUCACUUUGUCACUAUGGGGUAUUGUGUGUAGAUGGGUGAGAAAAUAAUGAUUGAAUUCAGGCGAACACAAUAACAAAUGGAAUAAAUCAAGGGGUAUGAAUACUUUCUGAAAGCAUUCCAUCCAUUUCAAUGAUUGGUUUUCAGUGGAAUUUAGUGUUACUUAACAUGUGAAAGUAUCAAUAAGUAUUUGUUUUUGAACAUGCUUUUUAACAUAAUUUUUUCUGUUUGAUUGAAGUGAAAGUAAAAAUCCAGAUUAUGAUUAAUAAUAUGGUAUAAUUUGUCUAGUGGUAGCCUAGUGGUUAGAGUUUUGGACUAGUAACCGGAAGGUUGCAAGUUCAAACCCCCGAGCUGACAAGGUAAAAAUCUCUCGUUCUGCCCCUGAACACGCAGUUAACCCACUGUUCCUAGGCCGUCAUUGAAAAUAAGAAUUUGUUCUUAACUGACUUGCCUAGUUAAAUAAAGGUUUUUUAAAAAUU